CGGAUGGAUGAGCAUUUGGAUGGAUGGAUGGAUGUAGGGUAUGGAUUGUACGAUACUGAUAAGCUUUAAUACCAUUACAGCAAAUGGCUGACACUGCACCGGCCGAUAGACGUGGUGGUUUUGGACGUGGACGUGGUCGCGGUGGUCGCGGCCGCGGCCGUGGACGUCGCGGUGACGAGAAGACCGAAUGGGUGCCCGUCACCAAGCUUGGUCGUCUUGUCAAGGCUGGCAAGAUCAAGAACUUGGAAGAAAUUUACACUUUCUCGCUUCCCGUCAAGGAGUACCAGAUCGUCGAUUACUUCUUGCCUUCGUUGAAGGAUGAGGUCAUGAAGAUCAUGCCCGUCCAGAAGCAGACUCGCGCUGGUCAGCGUACCCGUUUCAAGGCGUUCGUUGUCAUUGGUGAUUCUGAUGGUCACGUUGGUUUGGGUGUCAAGUGCUCCAAGGAAGUUGCCACUGCCAUCCGCGGUGCCAUCAUCCUUGCCAAGCUCUCGGUCAUUCCCGUUCGCCGUGGUUACUGGGGUACUGCUCUUGGUGAGCCCCACACUGUCCCUUGCAAGGUUACUGGCAAGUGUGGUUCCGCUAUGUGCAGAUUGAUUCCUGCCCCCAAGGGUACUGGCUUGGUCGCUGCCCCCACUCCCAAGAAGGUCUUGCAGCUCGCUGGUAUUACUGACUGCUACACCACUUCGCGUGGUUCCACCCGUACUUUGGGUAACUUCGUCAAGGCUACCUUCGCUGCCAUUGGUAACACUUACGGUUUCUUGACUCCUGAUCUGUGGACCGAAACUGAAUUCACCAAGGCUCCCUUCCAGGAGCACACUGACUUCCUUGCUCUUAAGCAGCGCAAGUAAGCGGUGUGGUUUCAUUGAUCGCUUGAAACUGCAAUAAAGCUUUCCAAGUCAUUUAUUUGGUGUAAAACAGAUGGUUUUUUUUAUUUGUGGUUGCUGUAAAGAUGGACAUGAAAUCAGUUGAUG
Messenger RNA from Zychaea mexicana, 971 nucleotides. RefSeq names its product 40S ribosomal protein S2. Gene Ontology annotation, cellular component: cytosolic small ribosomal subunit; ribosome. The record is from RefSeq and is a predicted model, not a curated record. NCBI's taxonomy places the organism in Eukaryota, Fungi, Mucoromycota, Mucoromycetes, Mucorales, Lichtheimiaceae. The coding region runs from base 84 to 848 and encodes 254 amino acids. Gene Ontology annotation, molecular function: structural constituent of ribosome; RNA binding. Gene Ontology annotation, biological process: translation. The transcript is spliced from 5 exons.